Molecule: messenger RNA, 2852 nt
Organism: Ceratina calcarata
Lineage: Eukaryota; Metazoa; Arthropoda; Insecta; Hymenoptera; Apidae
Exons: 6
Coding region: 377-2188 (603 amino acids)
Source: RefSeq, a predicted model, not a curated record
GCAGUUUGCCCCGCCGCAGUUGCCCGGCAAACGCGGAUAAGAGAGGUUCGUUUGCUCUUCGACAGUCGUAUUCCACCGUUCCACGUUUCGUACUGUACAUACGUACACACGUUAGUGCCGUGCUGUCUUUUUGGGUUCAGUGUCGAGGACAGUGUGCGACGUAUCACUUUGGAAUGCAGAACAGAUAGACCGGCGGCGGCGACGACGAUCAAACACGGUUUUUCUACACCUGCACUUGCUUAUACGUGCAAGGACGAAGAAAGAAGCAUGGCCAGUGAUCGAUGAAUGCCGCUGUUUCGUCGCAACGGUCUCUCACGUUCUUUCUUUCUUUCUCGCGGAGAGAUAAAAUCUGAAAGAACCAGCGCAGAGGUGAAUCAUGUCGAGACGUCCGAUCGUUUCCGUCUACGACUACCCGGAACAUUUGAAUCCGUUCAACGACGAGAUCGCAAAUGUUCAGCCGCAUCUGUACCGGGAUGGAAAGACGAAGGACGCGAAGCACAAGUUCUGGACUUUCGGGAGAGGCAAGAAGAAGAGGUCGCACAGCUUUUCCAUUAAAUCCACCUGGAACGGUCUGUUCGGGAAAAGGAAAGAUGACAAGCCAGAAGCGCAGGAGAAAAAGUCCACGAUUACUACAGUUUCGACCACCUACAAAAGAGAUUCGUACAUCAGAGUACCACCGGCGGUGCCUCCGCGAGUAACGAAGGACCAGCAAGACUUCGACGAUGCUCUCGGUACUUUGGUCAGGAGAAGAAAGUACACAUUAGACAAUUCGUCCUCGAGAUACGGCUCGAAUCUGACCGUGAACGGUGAUCCAGCGAGAAUCUACGAUGGAAGUCCAAAGGACACGACCACGUCAAUUAUGGGUGACCUCACUCCCAAACCACCGGCGAGGAAGUUCGGUCAAGUCAGUCCAAGACCAAGGGACAAGAUACCAGCGUUAGAUUUCGAUAGCAGGGAACAGAACGAGAACGAUGUUGAGACUCCCCACGAGGAAAUCGAAGAAUCGACGCCCGUUCCUCCCAUGCGAAGAUUCGGUUAUAGAGCAUCGCAGAGGACAAGCGUGAACACGUUGCAUCCCGAAGAGGAAGCGUGUCGAUCGGGCGACACGACGAUUUCCGACGAGAAUGAGAACGAGAACGUGCUUAGAGACUACGCGUUCAAAAGAUAUUCUCAGGACGCGCACAGAAAGUCGAACCUCUCCAUAAACAGUUGCGUUUCUGUCGGUAGCACGAUGAGUUCGUUCGGGCGUAAGAAACGCAGAGCACCACAGCCGCCGCGUCGCGAUGACGUGGAAACGAACGAAACGAGUUCCACGGUUCCCGAAGCAACCAGCGUGGAACUUCGAAUAAUAGAAUCCUCCGACAUAACAAAGGUCACCGAGAACAUCGACGAUUUGACAAAGAAGACCGAGCGUGUCGAAGAAUCGAAAGAAAAAUUAGAAGUGAACGGAACGGAAGACGAUUCGAUGAAGAUUGUUGAAAAUAAUAUAGAAACAUCGUGCGAUGGUAAAAAUUGUUCAGAAAACAAUUCUGUAAAAGAAGAACCAAAGAUGUGUACCGCGGACGAGGAGCAGGAGAUCGUCAAAGAAGAUGCCAAGAAGAACGAACAAAAUGAUGUCCAGAUAGAAUACCGCAGGAAUUCCCAGGAAAAUAUAGAAAUUAUUAAGGAUGUGGAUAACGUCUGUUUUCAGAAGAAAGGUUCUACGAGUUCCUUGUCCAGAAACGAUAGUUUUUCGGUGAAAGAAGAGAUCGAGAAGAUCGAGAAAGCCAUAAAGGAAUUGGAAAGCGCCAAUUUGUCUGAUUCCAAAAUGUCUGAGGAGAACGGUCAAGAGAACCGAAGGCAUUUGAUUCUGGAGAAUCGUAGGCACUUUUUUCAGAACAUGGUCGGGAACGAAAAAAAUCCGAUCAAGAUAGAAUUCAAAGAGUUCCCAAGGGAACAAAAGGAAAUUCGCGUGGUGAGGUUGAAUGAAUCGCCCGUUCCCGAAGUCACGCCCAGAGACCCAGUAAAGGUGGUCGAGCUUCACAUAUCCGAACCGAUCAGACAAAGACCGGAGAUACUAGAAGACGUGAAUCCUAUCCCGAAGCCGAGGAGGUACAAUUCAUUAAAUCUGAAAAAUUCCCACGGUUUGCCUAAUCCAGUUUCGAAUGGAAUUGGAAGUAUCGAGCCGGUCAGAGGAAAGUCGCUUUAAUUUUAAUAGUACCGUUGGUAUUAUCUAAAUUCAUUCAAAGAAUCGGACAGUCUCGUGAGUCUAAACUUUUUUGAAGACUGUACAAAUGCCGCGUGUACAUGUGCCUUUAUUUAAUCGCUCAAACUGCUCAAAGGUUUGUUGAAUGCAUAAUUGACCGCUUAAAUUUAACCGAAGAUGGGAUCGUCUUGACGAUUUUAUUUUUAUCGAAUACAUAGGUACAUUUAAAUACAAAAAACGUGUGCGUAUGAGUGCGCGCGUGCUUUAUUAUUGGAAAGGCUUGAUCGAAAGACGUCGACGUUAGGUAUAGAUUUCUGUGAUUGUGGAUUUCGUUGUUUAUCUAUUUAGUUUUCUCGUUAUUUAUUGAUGUGGAAUAAAGUCUGAGAGUCGCCCUAGAUUUACUCUGUUGCUCCUUUGGAUAUUUUAUUUUAAAUGAUUCGAGCUUUUCAUCGAUUAUUACUUCCGAGAAUAAUGAAAUGUAAGUGAACGCUUCGGGUUGCGAGAUACGCAAAGCUUUUAUUGUUAAAACUUAACAAUUAAUUACAAAGUUUUAAUAUUAUAUUUAUACUGUAAAUAGGAUUACGUCUUAUUUUACAACGUUACGCGUUAACAAACUGUAUAAUACAGAUUAGAGCAAAGCUUACAAAGCUUUACUUUACAUUCUGGA